GCUUUGACAAAUGUUUUAUUUUUUCAAACAACAUAGCCAAAAUUUUCAGACUCGUUUUGCUCACUUUCCAGUUGUAUUUCGAUGAUUCGAUGUAAAUAACGAUCGUAUCCAUGUUUCGAAACAGAUCAAUUGCUGCGCAGAUUUUACGCCAGCUUACGUCAGAUUCACGGUAUUUUUUACGUUCUUAUACUCCACGCACGCUAAUUGUUUGACACUGGCGUCGCAACGUCGUAGGACGCGUCUUCGUAAACAAAUAUUAUUCCCCGAUGCAUUCAUAAAAUACGGUGUACACUGUCGCGCAUUGUACGCUAUCAUCGCUAUCUCAUCUCCAGUCAACGACAAAUGUAAAUGGACCCGGCAUGGCAGCAUCGUUACUUGAACUUGAAGAAAUGCACACAUGGCGCGCUACCAUCAGCCGACUUGAGGUUCGGUUUCGGAUUUUUAGUUUGCUCCGGUAUGCUGGGUGCACGGGACGACGCCGCGAGAUGCUUCAUGGUUCAUUUUCGCUAUAAUUUAGAAAAGGUUAUUUAAAAAUGGCGGAUACAUCGUCCUCUCACACUACCUCAGACUAUUGCAACGAAUGUUUUUCCGAUAUCUCGUCUGAAAACUCGUGGUUGGAAUGCGCCGUUGUUGGCCAAAAGCCUUGCUCGCUUCAUCGACGAAGCAAGAAGAAUAUAUUGCAGAAACUGUUCAAUCGAGAGAUCAGGGGAUGUUUGUCUGCCCACAGUUAUGCCUCUGAGGAAAAAUUAUUUAUGUCCAUACCGUCAUGGAGACAUUUGUCAUUGACACAUGUUUUUCCAAAAUCAGCCCUAGCUGCCGGGCAUAUCGUUAUGGGACUGACGCAGUGUGGGCAAUUCAUAUUGACAUAUACAUACAAUAUUGAAGUUGUUGGAUAUGGUUCGUCAUAUAAGUAUUUGCUACACUGGUGGUCGUUCAUCCCGAAUCAUUUUGCUAGAAAAGUAGCUGAAGUAACACUUUUUGGGAACUAUACUAUACACAGGGACCUUAAUAUCGUAAUCUCCCAAUGGCCUACAGAAAGGAAUAAGCUGGUUGUACAUGGUGUAUGUUACUUUCUUCUCAGCAUUGAUUCAAUGCGCCUGCAGCCAACAGAUAGAGCUUAUCUUACUAUAACGACGGUACCUUCCCUUCAAAAUUGCAAGGAUUGUUUAAAAGUAGCGGCAUCUUAUGAAGAAGAAGAUUUGGGCAGUAACUGGGACGGAUGCAUGCGAUGCAGUUGUUUGUUGCAUGGCCUUACAGUUCACACAACUUACGAGGUCAUUUCGCCAUAUCCAAGGUUUCGAGCUGCAGUGUGUUUGAAAUACUGGAAUCACGUUGUUGUUAAUACGGGAAACUUUUUACAUGUGCUCAGAGUAGAUUUGUAUACUGCUAAAUCUAAAUUUCAGAAGAACAGUGAAAGAAAUGACUCAGUAGUCGUGGAUACGGUUCCAUUAGACGCUAGUGACGUUGAAGAAUUAGAUGAAUCUAAAACUGAGUGUUCGGAUAGUUCCGAAGAGAAAAUUGGUAUGUUAGAUAAUAUAACUGUUGACCAAUUUUCAAAAUGUGAAUCCACAAUAGGUUCUCCUUUCACAGACGAUAUAAAUAGAUAUGAAGAACAAUACUGUAGUGAAAUACGUGUCAAUACCUCAAGCAGUAAUCAAAGUGACUGUAUCUGUGAUAUCAUCAGGCCUAGUGUUAAUAUAAGUGGAAAAGGAUGCGAGUGCUUAAAUGGAAACGAGUGCAAGUGUGAAAGUAACAGUUCUACCUCCAGAUCAGAGUUGGCAAUAUCUGUUAGAGACAAAAUAUUACAGGAUUUUUGCGAGGAUAUGUCUCAAGAGUUGAAUAUUGGAAGUGAUUUGAUUACUCUGGUUAAACAUCCUUCAUGCUCUCCAAUGUCGCCACCUCAGCGACUUCCCUCCGAUCAUCGACAUUUGACCUGGUCGUCCGCGAUGCUCAAUCCACCGUCGGAUAUUCUAAGGACACGCAAUUCGGAUUCUAGUCAUAAACUGCCUCGUACUCAACGCCCCAGCUCUCCGCAGCCUAGCGUCUCUCAGGAUAGCUCAAGCGUCAGUAUAACUUCGUUGAACUCUCCUCUUCACACGCUUUCUAUAAGCCCAACAUCAUCGUGUUCGUCACGUUUGAUGUCUUCUCCGACGACACGAUGGUUCCGCCAUUUAAGCCCCCGAAAAAGGGCAAAUCUGCAAUCCCCACCACCAAUUCUACCUCCCACACCACCUAGACCACGACCGACGCAUAAACUUACUCUGGAAGCUGAAAAAGCUUAUGAAUUUACAGACGAAGCACAUGAAACAUGUGAAAAAUUGAGCUCAUUUAGAAAGCGUCGUCUGGCUGACAAAAAGUAUGAGUUCUGUGAUGAGGCUGAAGAUGCAGAAAAUAUUGUUCCUUUCAAACAUCUUAGGGACCAAUCAAAGCAUCGCACAUGCUCCAUACACCAACUGACAUCACCUGUGACCUCUCCUGUAUUACCAAAUACCAGGCGGCGUAGAAUUGAUUCUGAUCACAGCGAUGUUAGUGAAUUUAAUUCCAUUCAGGAUAUUACUUCACUAUCUGAUUUCCAGAGUAUUGAGACAGCUGAAAAAUACGUUCUGCGACCAUUAAAUCAAAAUCAACUGUCGUACUCUGCUGCCCAUCGAGACAAGACAAAUAAGAUAUGUGCAAAUGUAUCGCCGUUGGUUCCUAAAGUCACAUUUCAGUAUCCAACUGUAAAAUGUACGGCACACUUCAAACGCAGCUACAUAGAACUUGAUGAUGAAAUGGUCUCUGUUAUCACAGAUGUAGAAGACGAUGAAACUGGAGGGUACGUAAGCUAUCAGUGUGUACUUCCAAUGAAUGUACAUGGAUCUGGAUAUACUCAAAUGCAGAUGAUAAACAAUAGUAAAGCUGAAAAGAUGCCGGUACCACAUGUAUUGGUAAAUCAGUUGAGUUUUGAUAUUGAAACGUUCUCUCAUCACAUAGCAGAUUGGCUCUGUACGAGAUUUGGUAAAAGGUACUGGCACUGUAGCGAUUACGACAUUGAAAUUAUUGAUGUUUGUGCAUUGAGUGGAGACGUGAUUUGUCUUCUUAUAAUGAAAAUCGAAGCUAGCGAGCUUAGUAGUCAGUCUCAGUGCUACCAAGAAAGAAAGCAAUAUGAAGUUGGCUGUAAAUUUACAUGGAAUAUUGAUUCGAAUCAAUAUCGAAUCACGAACGUCCUUCCAUUGAUAGAGACAAAGUCAAAACUGCACAAACGCUACAUCUGGAACCCGACAAAGUUGAUGGCUUCACAAAUGCGUGAAAAGAUGCAACAACCGUAUGCUCACACUGUUCGAUUUCUUCAGAAUGUAAUGGCGUUUGCAGGGGAAUCCAUUACGAGGCUUCAUGAUUUCGACAACCUUGUAGAAUUAUUUAUUACACCCUUACCUGACUCUCCAACGAUAUGUAUCAUCAUUUUCAGGAACUUAUUGCCUCGGCACACAAGUUUGAGCACAUAGUCAAGAGAGUCUUGCAUUACACAUGAAGGUAGGUUAAAAUUAAGCUAUUAAAUAUCCUUGUAUUAAGUGAUGAUUAAUUUUAUUUAGAUUUUAAGACAUUGAUUCUACUAAACAAGUUGAAUAGUCGACAAUGAUAAUUGUUCGAGUUUGCAUAAUUUUAGGUAUAAAUUGUCACGAGAUAUCUAUCCAAACAAUUUCAUGACAGAAUUCGUAGAUAUUUGAUUAAUAUCACACUAAAAUUUAAUGUAUCCGCUUAACAAAAUAUGUAUUCCAUUCUAAUAUAAGAAAUAUUAGACAUAGAGAUUUUACAUGAUUUUCAUGCGUAACUAACAAUAGGCAAAUUCAUUUUAUCAUAUCUAAUUAAGUGAUUUUUUGACAAAUAGUAGAUGGUAUAUCCAAGGCGGCACAAUAGGUCUCUUAACACCGAGCAUAAGUUUACAAUAUGAGUGACAGGCAAGCGUGUGCAUGUAUUUUGCCUCCAUGGUGCAGUCGACACUUUAUGUAACAAAAGUGUGGUUUACAAGUUUUUCCUUCAUAGCGGCGUACAUAAAAGAGCUCUGUUAAGUGCUAGGACGUAAAAGUGUAUUUUUGCAUACUCCGAUGCUCUUUUUUCAUACUGUCGGUAAAACGAGUACUUUAAGUA
Neodiprion fabricii is the source of this 4128-nucleotide messenger RNA. RefSeq lists its product as uncharacterized. Gene Ontology annotation, cellular component: Cul4-RING E3 ubiquitin ligase complex. The record is from RefSeq and is a predicted model, not a curated record. NCBI's taxonomy places the organism in Eukaryota, Metazoa, Arthropoda, Insecta, Hymenoptera, Diprionidae. The coding region runs from base 534 to 3485 and encodes 983 amino acids. Gene Ontology annotation, biological process: protein ubiquitination. The transcript is spliced from 11 exons.